AUGCGAGAGACGGGUGAGAUGGGGCGAGCUGUGAAGGGUGAGAUGGGGCGAGCUGUGAAGGGUGAGAUGGGGCGAGCUGUGAAGGGUGAGAUGGGGCGAGCUGUGAAGGGUGAGAUGGGGCGAGCUGUGAAGGGUGAGAUGGGGCGAGCUGUGAAGGGUGAGACGCAGCACCCAUCACCCCUCACUCACCCAUCAUCACCCUCACAUCAUCACCCCUCACUCACCCUCAUCACCCCUCACUCACCCAUCAUCACCCCUCACUCACCCAUCAUCACCCCUCAUCACUCACCCGUUAUCAAACGCCACCACGCCCCCCCCAAGCAGCUCUGUUGCGCCACCACGGCCCUCCCCAGCAGCUCAGACGUCCGCAUCUCCCGCAGGAAAAACGUGUCGGACCGGGCAAACGUGGGCCUGCCCCCUGCUCCCGAGCCUACGGCGCUGGCUCGGGAGUCAGAGGGGGCGAGGCCUGGGGCGGUCUGGGAGGCCAUGCGGGAGAUGGCGAAGGCAGAGUGCGUAGAGCCCCUUGAGGGGCGCCCCAGCAGCGUGUGGGACACCCAGUUCAGAAGCUGGGGGGAGGGGGAGUGGAGGGGGUGUGGGGGGUUUUGCUGGUACACGCUGAGAGAAGAACAAGCAAAGGCGAAGGCAGAGUGCGUGGAGACCCUGGAGGGGCGGCCCAGCAGCGUGUGA
This is a messenger RNA of Closterium sp. NIES-65, 687 nucleotides long. The record is from the annotation of a GenBank genome assembly. Lineage: Eukaryota; Viridiplantae; Streptophyta; Zygnematophyceae; Desmidiales; Closteriaceae.